CGCUNCUCCACCGUGCUAACCCUCAUGGUGCCCUGGCACAGCCUGGACCCCGACUCAGCGCUCGCCGACGCCUUCUACAGGCGGGGUUACAGCUGGGCUGGCUUCAUCGUGGCAGUUGGCUCUAUCUGCGCCAUGAACACCGUCCUGCUCAGCAACCUCUUCUCUCUGCCACGUAUUGUCUAUGCCAUGGCUGCCGACGGGCUCUUCUUCCAGGUGUUUGCCCGUGUUCACCCCCGAACACAGGUGCCUAUGGUGGGCAUCCUGGUGUUUGGGGUCCUCAUGGCUCUCCUGUCGCUGCUGCUGGACCUCGAGGCACUGGUCCAGUUCCUGUCUAUCGGCACAUUGCUGGCCUACACCUUUGUGGCUGCCAGCAUCAUUGUGCUGCGCUUCCAGAAGGCUUCUCCACCCAGCUCCCCAGGCCCGGCCAGCCCUGGCCCCAUAGACAAGGGACACAGCUCCUUCUCAGACCACCUACAGCUGGUGGGUGCUGCGCAGGCCUCAGUCCCCGAGCCUGGGCAGCUGCGAGCAGCACUGAUGCCCUACCUGGGCUUCCUGGGUAGGUGCAGCCCUGGGGCUGCCGUGGCGUGGGCGCUCGGCAUCCUGGUGGCCUCGGCUAUCAUCCUGGGCUGUGUGCUGGUCUUCGGGGACUCAGCCCUGCACCUUCCCCGAUGGGGCUACAUCCUGCUGCUCCUGCUCAGCGGUGUCGUGUUUCUGCUCAGCCUCCUGAUCCUGGGGGCUCACCAGCAGCAGCACCGGCAAGACACUUUCCAGAUCCCCAUGGUGCCCUUGACUCCAGCCCUGAGCAUCCUCCUCAACAUCUGCCUCAUGCUGAAGCUGAGCUACCUGACCUGGCUGCGCUUCUCCAUCUGGCUGCUGAUCGCCCCUGUCCCUCCCAUCAUGACGGUGGGCCCCGGGCAUGGGAACUUCUCCAUCAGGUAG
Messenger RNA from Galeopterus variegatus (Sunda flying lemur), 939 nucleotides. RefSeq names its product solute carrier family 7, member 4 (gene SLC7A4). The transcript is spliced from 4 exons. The annotation marks the transcript as partial. Gene Ontology annotation, cellular component: plasma membrane. NCBI's taxonomy places the organism in Eukaryota, Metazoa, Chordata, Mammalia, Dermoptera, Cynocephalidae. Gene Ontology annotation, biological process: amino acid transport; transmembrane transport. The record is from RefSeq and is a predicted model, not a curated record. Gene Ontology annotation, molecular function: amino acid transmembrane transporter activity.